Lampris incognitus (smalleye Pacific opah) is the source of this 3716-nucleotide messenger RNA. It is a transcript of the gene cyld3, whose product is annotated as ubiquitin carboxyl-terminal hydrolase CYLD. Gene Ontology annotation, biological process: protein K63-linked deubiquitination; necroptotic process; positive regulation of extrinsic apoptotic signaling pathway. The transcript has 16 exons. Gene Ontology annotation, molecular function: K63-linked deubiquitinase activity; cysteine-type deubiquitinase activity. Lineage: Eukaryota; Metazoa; Chordata; Actinopteri; Lampriformes; Lampridae. Bases 421 to 3369 code for a protein of 982 amino acids. The record is from RefSeq and is a predicted model, not a curated record. Gene Ontology annotation, cellular component: cytosol.
UACUCGACUCGUUUGGUGGGUGUUGCAAGUUUUGACAUGAGGCCACUUGACGUCCAGUCGAGGUUUGAGCAGAAAGUAAACUCAUUUCGGGGUUGUUUUUUUUUGUGGUUUGUCGAACCACCGUCGUUGCAUGAAUGAGGAAAGACUUUUUUUUUCCGAACGCGGUAGUUAAGAAGUUCCAGGGACCCUCCCACCUGGUUCGUAGAACUAUUUUCAAUGAAGGUGGGCGAACCUACCAGUCAACACUGCCGUCACAUCUUCCACUCUCACCGAUUCAGCCUGUAUUCCUAAACAACUCCGGUGCAGCGGGCGUAAGUCCACUUUACUAAAUUUUAGCAGAUUUCAAGGUAAAUUUAAAGGGGGGUGGGGGGGGGGGCUCCUUCUCUCUGUAGUGCGCGCACACACGUGUAAACAGGAAUAAUGUCAGGGGCCCACGACCCAAGUAAGAGGCGCCACGCCCCGAAGAUGUUCCUGGUAGUGACCGACCUGAAGUUCCAGGACCACCUGGAGGGAACCGUGCGGCUGCAGAGGGGCAACAUCUGCCAGGAGCAGGACACUGCGAAGAGCAGAGGGGACCAGCUAUGGGUGAAGGUUCUGGACAAUGGCAUGAUGGUAAAGCUGGAGAAACGCUUCCUGGUUGAGGUCCCCAGUGACCUCAGCAGCCUAUUGGAGCCUGUAUCCGACCCAGAGUCCCGUCUCAAAUUACUGAGCAACCAAAAGACGCUGCGGCAAUUGGCUACGUUGCCCCUGGGCUCCCCCCUGUGGGUCCACAUCGGCCAACCAGAUGAGCUGGCAGAGGCGGAGCUCAGAUACCUAGGGCCGCUGACCAGAGGGAGCAGCGCUGUGUUUUUUGGGGUUCAACUAAAGGGUUCAGCAAUGGGUAGGGGAAUCGGCAAUGGUUCCCAUAAGGGCCACCAGCUCUUCGUCUGCCCUGAGGCUUCUGCCCUCUUCCUCCCGGUCAGUCACAUCAGACUACGCCGCUGGUCACGGGGCAAUGGCUCUGAGGACGAGGACCGGCCCCGGGAGCGAGAACAGGACCGCCUUGGCACCGGUGACCACCACAGCAACGGUCACCAUAGCAGCAGCCAGCACCCAAAUCAUCAUGUUAAACAGCAACACAACGUUCGCAGUAGUUUUCACCGGCAUCGCCCCUCUCAGCUGUCCACCGUUAGCAUCCUGCCUCGGACCACAGAAUCUGCCCCCUUGACAGCCCAGGCCCCCGUCCAGGUCCGGGUCCGAGGCCCCACGUCGCCUCUGCCAAUCCAGGUGGGCCAGCGGGUGUGUUUCCCCCUGGAGGACACCAUUCAUGGGGGGGAGGUGUGCUUCUGCGGCCCUUUACCUGGCAGGACGUCCCCGAUGACAUACGUCGGAGUUCUGCUGGAUGCUCCGGUCGGUAACUGGGACGGGUUUUAUAAGGGAGAGAGGCUGUGCCACAUUCCUUCCCAUCUUUAUGGACAACUUUUGCCCAUCACCAAGGUCUCCCCUGAACCCAGAGCCCGCCGUCUUCCUGUGCCCGUCCUAAACCCCAAACCGGUCCUCAAACCCAUCCAGCCCAUCGUCCCAAAACUGGGCCCAGCAUCCCCACCCACAUUUACCCCCAAAAUCGCUCUGUUGCCACCCCAGCCCACCUCUGCCAAACAAGCCCUCAAGCCCCCUCCGCUGUCCCCACCUAAACACACCCACCAGCCCCAGCUGCCUCCCCCAGUUCCGCCUCCCAAACCCCAAGCCCCACCCUCACCUCCUGUCGACGACCAACCACAGGCCUCGAACGGCGCGCAUGCCCCUCCCUCUCCGCUAAGGUCACCGGGUAUCAGUGAUGAUGCGGGGGAGAACGGAGAGACGGGACUGGAGGUGGAGCUGGAGGUAGGGUCGAUGGUUGAGGUGAACGACCCUCCUCUGUAUGGGGUAAUUCGCUGGAUUGGAAGGAUCAGUGGGAUUCCUGAACUGGUAGCGGGAAUUGAGCUGGACCAAGAGCUGACUGCUGGAACAGAUGGUAGCUACCUUGGAGAGCGCCACUUCCGUUGUCCGGCCAACAAGGGGCUGUUUGUUAAACUACGCAACUGCAGGCGGGACUCCAGAUUCCCCAUCCCGGAAACACCUGUCAAUCAAGUGGAGCGGUGCAACUCGAUAGCCUUUGCGGAUUGGGGCAGUGAACGUGUGGAGGAACACACACCUUCGGUGGAAGGCGAGGAGGCCAGGGACUUGUACCAGGGCUGGAAGAGAGGCAUCCAGGGCCACCUCAACUCCUGCUACCUGGACGCCUCACUGUUCAGUCUGUUUUCCUGCUGCAGCUCGGCUGACUGGGUGUUGUUGUGGCCCACCGACAGCCAGACUGCUCCCAACUCCACCCAGGCCCAAGACCUGCUGCGCUGCGAGAUUGUCAACCCCAUGCGCAGGUUUGGCUAUGUGUGUGCCAGCAAAACCAUGGCCUUGAGACGACUGCUGGAGGCCGAGAAUAAUAACACUGGCUUCACCAAUCAGGAGAAAGAUCCCGAGGAAUUCCUGAACAAGCUUUUCCAGCUCCUAAGAGUCGAGCCACUCCUCAAAAUCAGAUCGACGAGCCGGCAGCCCCAGGAAUGUCACCUCUAUCAACUUUUCCCCCCCUCCAUCCCUUCCUCAGCCACCACACACUCCCCGUCCCUCUCUCCCGUCCCUCUCUGCUUGCCGUCCGCGGGCCGCAUGAGGGUCGCCACCAUCCAGACCCUGCUGGAGUCCUCCUUCCUCCAUGCGGGGCUCAAAUUUGUCGAGGCCCCCUCCUGCCUUCUGCUGCUCACACCCAGGUUUGGGAAGGAUUUCAAGAUGUUUGAUGCCAUCUUGCCAACGCUCAGCCUGGACAUCACAGACCUGCUGGAUGACACUCUGAGACAGUGUAGCAUCUGUCAGGCCGUAGCGGAGUGGGAGUGUCUUCAGUGUUAUGAGGACUUGGACAUCACUCCAGGUCGUCUCAAACAGUACUGCCACACCUGCAACACCCAGGUUCACAGUCACAAGAAGCGAGUUUUGCACAGUCCGGAGCAGGUGGGCAUCCCCGGGGGGCCGUGGACUGGCCCGCUGCACGGCACUCGACAACGAUUGGCCCUCUUCGCUGUGACCUGCAUCGAGACCAGCCACUACGUGAGCUUCGUCAAGCACGGGCCCCGCCCCAUGGACUGGCUCUUCUUCGACAGUAUGGCGGACAGGGAAGGUGGCGAAAACGGGUUCAACAUCCCCCAGGUGAGGGCAUGUCCUGAGGUGGGCCGCUACCUCAGCUUAUCAGAGGAGGAGUUGAGCAGGCUGGACCCCGCCUCCUUACCGGAGCAUACCCGCCGCCUGCUGUGUGACUCCUACAUGUGCCUCUACCACAGCCCCGAGCUCAGCCUCUACAAGUGAUAUGGACAUAACUAAUGCACACACAUGCACACGCACUCACGCUGUGGUUAGUUGUAUAUGAGUAUCAUUCUUUCUUGAACUUGUAAAAACCACAGCACUGACCUCUGCUUUGCAAAUGAUACGGAUGCAAAAACACCCACAAAACGUAACUGCUUAAAAGAUUCCACACAAAAAACACACCAUCACUUUAUUUUCACCCUCUCAAUGAGAAACAAGCACAUUGUCUAAUGAGAUUAAUACAUAACCAGUGCAUCAGUUACAUUUUCAGGAAGUUAUACUUUAUUUUUUUCCCUUAUAAAGACACUCAAAGAAGGCUGAAUCAGUUCAUCUGGAUACAACGUUUAUUG